Molecule: messenger RNA, 1849 nt
Organism: Ruditapes philippinarum (Manila clam)
Lineage: Eukaryota; Metazoa; Mollusca; Bivalvia; Venerida; Veneridae
Product: acetylcholine receptor subunit alpha-1-B-like
Exons: 1
Coding region: 340-1569 (409 amino acids)
Biological process (GO): monoatomic ion transmembrane transport; regulation of membrane potential; nervous system process
Cellular component (GO): neuron projection; membrane; synapse
Molecular function (GO): extracellular ligand-gated monoatomic ion channel activity; transmembrane signaling receptor activity; neurotransmitter receptor activity
Source: RefSeq, a predicted model, not a curated record
UGCCAUUUGUUUUCACUGUUUAAUCUGAUAGCUUGUCCGUAACAUUAUCAUUCCCCGAUGAUUCGUGCAUUAGGACACAUUAAAGAGUUAUUAAUAGGCAGCCAUCGAGUUAGACAUCGCAAAAAAUUUAACAUUCGUCAUUGCAAUCAAUGACACAGGCGGCAUCCCACGAAAAUAAACAUUUUGAAAGCGCAUUCUGGUUAAUAACUUAAUAUAAAUAUAGCGUCAAAGCUGUAGGAAACUCAUUUCAAAUAUUGGAUAUGAAAAGAAAUCGUUGUGCCAUUGAAGUAGAAUACGUAUUAUAAAUAUCAGAGAGAAACAGAAAAGUAUACGUGUACUAUGGAUAAGAAUAUAGGUGUUUCAACUGUUCUAAUCCUUGCUCUGAAUCUAGUGAUUGUUAGCUCGAGAAAUCGUAAUACAUCAGAGGCAACACUUCACAAAAAGUUGUUUAAGGAUUACAACCAAAAUGUCAUUCCUAGAGAAAGUGAAUCUUUGCCAAUUGAAGUCACUCUUGAUAUGGUGUUAAUGUCUAUAGAUAACAUCAACGAGAAAAGACAAACUAUUUCAAUCAAGGCUUUUCUGGAGAUUAAGUGGAGAGAUUCGUUUCUUACAUGGGACGCCAAAGAAUAUUCUGGCGUUUCUAAAAUCAGUGUCAAGAAUACAGACAUAUGGAUUCCUGAUGUUGCUUUACAAGACACGUAUGAUAAACUGACGGAUUUAGGACAAAUAGAUGGAAAAGCUAAUAUACUAAGUGAUGGUUUGGUAACUAUUUGGCCCUAUAAGAUUUACACGAUCGCAUGUAAAGUCUCGAUCGGAAAGUUUCCGUUCGAUAAACAAAUAUGUACAUUUGAUUUCUUGUCAUGGAGUCAUUCAACGUCAACUCUUGUUUUAAAAAGCACCCAGGAUACACCUGAUAUGUCAGUUUUUGCAGAAAGCGGCGAAUGGGAUUUAACCGGAAGUAGGGUGAAAGUAGAGAGACGCAUGUACGGAAAUGACUCGUGGGAUCACGUGCUGUUUCGUUUUGAUCUGCAACGUAAAUCGUUGUACAACGUUUUGAAUGUUAUAUUACCAGUGUUCUGUAUAUCUGUUUUGAAUAUUGUUUCAUUCAUACUUCCUUCGGAAAGCGGUGAAAGGGUAACAUUUUCAAUAUCUAUAUUUCUCAGUCUUGCUGUUUUUUUGACCACUAUAAACAGUUCAAUGCCUGAAUCGUCGGACGAGGUCGCUUCAUUUAGUGUUUAUGUUGGACUUCAACUGUUUGGAAGCGCUUGUACAAUCAUGAUCACUAUAGUCUCGUUAAGUCUCUUUCAUCGCGAGAAGAACACUGUAAUUUCAAGUAUAUUUAAGGCACUCGUCAGGUUCUGCUGCAUAACAAAAUCAAACGAACAUUAUCGCGUGAGAAAAGAUGAAACAAACGACAAUGUUAAAGCAUGUUUGAAUGAGACAGUACAAGAUAGCGUUACAUUUAAUUAUGGAUGUACACGGUCGCUCAUUCUCAAUAAAACACAGCAUUUGAUGUUCCACUGGGUAGCUCUUAUACGAAGGUUUUUCUUGAGGUCAAAAUGUCGUUAGAAAGGUGGCUGCCACUUUGUCUAAUAGGGACACUCUCAGUUUUACAUUUCUAUCUAUUAUUUUUCUUUUACAAGUACCAUUAAUGCCCUAAAAUGUAACAUACGUUACUGUCGCCACCUAGAAUUUUCAACUUUGAAAUUGUGUUUCAGAAAAAUAAGUUCCAGAAUAAACGAAACAUGUGCAAUUAGUCAUUGCUGUGUGUAUAUGCACUUUGAUUAUUGGUAAAUAUUAUAUUUGACUGUUAAAAUCUCAUUGGUAUAAUGAAUGAUCAAAUGUCGCC